AUACGUUCAAAAUCUUCACUAAUCAGUCCAGAUCUUUAUUGGUUUCUCUCGCUUUUGAUAGAAAGUGAAUGGCCAGAUAAAGAUGAAUUAUUAGAUGUAAUAUAUUGGGGCAAACAGAUUUUAGCGUUAAUGAUUGGUAUUUCUUGGGGAAUAAUACCCCUGCAUGGACUGCUUGCAAUUGUGCUUUAUAUUGGUAUUUCAACCAUUUUUGGUCAGUUGUACAUUGCCAAUUUUCAGAAGGUUUUUUUUUCGAUAUUUCUUGCAAAAAGUUUCUUUUUUUUAUUGCAAUACUAUUAA
Dracunculus medinensis (Guinea worm) is the source of this 297-nucleotide messenger RNA. NCBI's taxonomy places the organism in Eukaryota, Metazoa, Nematoda, Chromadorea, Rhabditida, Dracunculidae. The record is from the annotation of a GenBank genome assembly.